UUGCAGUCUUUGUUUAUGUUAAUUCAUAAAGUAAUUCCUACAUAGAGAGAUAACGUUAUCAUCAUCAUUAUUUUAUCUGUGACGAAAUAGUAUUAAUAUAUAAAAUCUUUUUCCUGGUGUCAAUAUAAAAUAAUGAACUAAAUAAUAAUACUUGCUCUAGAUGACUUCGAUUUCUGGAUUGUCCUCAAAAUAGAAACAAAUAUGUAUAAAUUAUUUGAAUUAUUUAUUGUUUUGUCGCGAAAUAAAAUUACAAACACUAUGAAUGUUACAUAGUUAGGAAGGGAUAUAUCACAAGGCAGGGUUUUAUCGAGGUGUUGUAUAAGUGCUCUAUGAUUUUUAUUUAUUCCUAAAAAGAAAGUCCCUUAUGUCAUAGAAGUUAAAAAUAAUAAAAGGUAGUGGAGCUGCCAUGAAUCGGUACGUAGUGCUGCAGCAGCUGGGAGACGGGACCUACGGCUCGGUGGUGCUGGCGCAGCGCCGCGACACUGGCGAGAAGGUCGCCAUCAAACGUAUGAAGCGCAAAUACUAUUCGUGGGACGAGGCCAUGAAUUUGCGAGAAGUUAAAUCACUGAAAAAACUCAAUCAUGCUAAUAUAGUUAAGCUCCGUGAGGUCAUUCGCGAAAACGAUACAUUAUAUUUCGUGUUUGAAUAUAUGAGGGGCAAUCUAUAUCAACUUAUACGUGACGCAGAACGCCCGUUUCCUGAACCUGUGCUGCGUAACAUUCUGUAUCAAGUUCUUCAAGGACUGACACACAUGCACCGUCAUGGUUUCUUCCAUCGUGAUCUUAAACCUGAAAAUUUAUUAUGUGCUGGACCAGAGUUAGUGAAGAUUGCGGAUCUGGGACUCGCACGCGAGGUGCGCUCGCGGCCACCGUACACGGACUACGUGUCGACCCGUUGGUACCGCGCGCCCGAAGUGCUCCUGCAUGACACCCGCUAUGGAGCGCCCAUAGAUCUGUGGGCUCUGGGGUGUAUCGCCGCCGAGCUGUACACGUGUAGGCCCUUGUUUCCCGGAAACUCGGAGAUCGACCAGCUACAUAAAGUGUGCGCUGUGCUGGGCACCCCGGAUCGCGAGGAGUGGCCCGAGGGUUACGCGUUGGCUGAGGCGCUCCGCUUCCGCUUUCCGGUGACGGCCGGCGUGCCGCUGGCGCGCGUGGUCCCGAGCGCCUCGCCGCCCGCGCUUGCGCUGCUUACGGCGCUGCUCCGCUAUCCGCCCAGAGACCGCCCGACUGCACCGCAGGCUCUAAGAUUUCCUUAUUUUGCCGUGGGAGCUGCUUUAAUCUUGCCACCACCAGCUUCUCGAGCUAGAAGAAGCGGCCGCGAGCGAGAAGAUUCUGAAACUGUGUCGGUAGUUCCACCGGCUGCCUCCUUCUUGCCACCGCCGGCCGCCCCGCCAGCUGCCGCUGCGCUGCCGCUUAGGGAUCGCUUUGCUGAUAUUUUGGGGGGUGAGGUGACCCACGAGCCGGGCGCACGGCCGGAGCCGCUACGGCAGGUGACGGCAGCGGGCGGGCGCAGCGUGUUGGCCGCGCGGGUCGGGGGCGCCGGGGUGCGCGUGCCCGGGGCGCCGCCGCCUGCUGCCGCCGCCUACCUCGGCGCGGCGCGGUACGUGGCGGGCGCUCGCAUCGACACUUCGUUAUUUCGCCCGCUUCCUAUACGAUCGCACCAUGAAGCUACUACGGUGGGAAGUGGCGCCUCGCGCGUGGACUGGGCGGCCAAGUAUUUACGAUAAAGAGACGUUCAUAUAUUAGUUAUACUUCUGUAGCCUCUUAAGAUGCGAUGUUUUACUAAAAUAAACGGUAGAAACUGUACAUUAUGACGGAUUUUGUAUUAAUACACCUAGUUUAGGUAUUAAUUUGUCUUCUUGGUUUAAUUAAGGUCUAUCUAUAAUUUAUUAAAAAAUAACAUCACUUUGACAUCGUUGUUUUGCACAAAAAGUGACCCAUUAGAAAAGGUUUAUUGCCAUGUUCCCUGUUCCAAAGAGUACAUAUGUAAAUACGUGGCAGUUCUUUGAAAAAUAACUGCAAAAUGGCGUUCUUUCCAUACAACUUUUCUAUUUAAUGCAAAAAUUUAUGGAAAUCGUAAUCCAUAACUGCCGCUAGGCCAAAAUAAAUUUUGGUUCGCAUAUUUUUUUAUUUCAUGUUAAGUACGAUUACUAGAUGUUUUGUUUAUAUAUAUGUAGGUACCUACAUUAUCAAUGGCCGUUUAGACGAUAGAAAAUUAGUAGGGUUAAGCCGCGUACACCCCGGGCUAUCGAUGACAUAAGAAAGCGUAAUAAUGUGUAUUUAGGGUUUCACUUCUCAAAGGUUCGCAGGGCUCCGUAACAAAGUCGUCGCUCCUGCGGGAUAUUCACAAAUGUUGAAGAAGCAAUGUCUCGUCUUCCUUUGAGAUUAACCGAAGUCAGACAAAGAAAGAUUAUACGACAUGUCAAGGUUCGUGAUAAGAACCCUGUUUGGGCGGUUUGUGGGCUUAUUCACGUAAAUUCCUAAGACAUACAUUUUACCUUUCUCUCUAUCUUACACACAAAAUUAUAUUGUCUAAGUAUCAAAACUACUAGGCCAAAAUUUGUAUGUGACCUAACGGUCAGCUUUCAAGGUCGGAUAAAAAAGAACCACAUAAAUUGGUAGGUACUUAACAAUUAUCAACAGCUUCUUGAAAUUGACUUGGAAAGGAAUAAAAAUAAGAUUCAAAAAUAUACUUUUUAUUUUCUUUUCAAUUUAAUAUGUAUACCUACUUUCUGAUGGAAAUAUCUAAAUAGUUUCAAAAUAAAAUCAAAAACAUAUAUACAUCACAAACUAGGCCUUUUUUUAGAGCGCCCUUGGUUUCUCCAAGUUCAAAUAUUGGAAAGGGAAGUACAUACUUUUAAUUCCAUAAUGUAAGUUGGAAAGUAGGGGCUGACAUCUAAAUAGAAAUAAUAUUACUUGUCUAUCUGCAAUGUCACACAAAGUGAGUUAUGAAAUAAAAAUAAUGCUUUAAAAGCAGCAGUUAGUCCUCUUCAGCCUGUUAAGAUAAUUAUGUAUGGUUCCAUUGUAAUAUUUUUAACUUUUUACUAGUUUCAAUUGUCUGAGUGAAGGAUUUUGUAGCUUAUUUAGUUGUUGUUGUUUAAAAUAAGGUAAAAAAGUAGUAUGUAGAUAUAAUUUA
Molecule: messenger RNA, 3135 nt
Organism: Amyelois transitella
Lineage: Eukaryota; Metazoa; Arthropoda; Insecta; Lepidoptera; Pyralidae
Product: serine/threonine-protein kinase ICK
Exons: 5
Coding region: 407-1726 (439 amino acids)
Biological process (GO): intracellular signal transduction; intraciliary transport; cilium assembly
Cellular component (GO): nucleus; cilium; cytoplasm
Molecular function (GO): protein serine/threonine kinase activity; ATP binding
Source: RefSeq, a predicted model, not a curated record